AUGGCCUUGGAUAAGCCAGAGAUCAUGGACUUUGUCACUCGGUAUCAGAACUUGCAGGGUUACCAGAACGCCAGCGACCAGUUGAUGAAGGACCUUUUGAUAUACUGCAAAGAAAUUCAGGGCCAAUAUGCCGAUGAAAAUCAGAUACUCAAGCAGGAGCUGCGCAAUGCAAAGCUCGACCUCGAGCAUGCUACCACUUCCAGAAGAGAGAUGCAGCAGAUGCUACAAGAGCUUGAUUAUGAUAACAGCUACAUGAAGAAUCGCAAUCCCUACGUCUUGAUUCUAAUUGAUGGAGAUGGACUUCUUUUCCAAGAAUCGUUUAUCAGACAAGGUAUCGAGGGCGGCAAGCAAGCCGCCUACGCCCUCCGAACUGCCGUUGCCGAGUAUGUUGGCAGCCAGUCGGGUGAGGUUGAAAUCGUCGCCAAAGUCUGCGCCAAUCUAUCCGGUCUUGGACGUGCUAUGCGCAGAGAUGGCUGCCUCGAUAGCGAGUCCGAGCUCAGGGAGUUUUCUCUGGGUUUCACACAGGCCAAAGCUUCGUUUGAUUUCAUCGACGUUGGUCACGGUAAGGAACGUGCCGACUCGAAGAUCAAAGAGGCCACCCGCUGGCAUCUGCGAAACUACAACUGCAGACAGAUUUUGCUAGGCAUUUCCCACGAUGCUGGUUAUGCCCCUUUCCUCGAUGAAAUCCUUCAAGAUACAGAUACUCGCUCAAGAGUCAGUCUAAUUGAGGGCGUCGCUACGGUCAGAGAGCUAAAAAACACCAACGUUCAUAUCCUCGACCCGCUACCCAGCCUUUUCCGAAACCAAAAGCUCAUUGAUAGAAGCGGCGACCGCGCUGCUGAACGUGCCGAGGCAUACGCCAGAUCUUCGGCGCAGGCACCAGCGUCGGUACAUUUCUUUCCGGCUCCAUCUAGAGCGUCAACAUCUUCGCCUGUGAUGGUGGCUUCGCCAACCUCACCCCCUGCUACAUUGGCGACGACAGCCUCUUCUUCCUGGGCCGGGGUCACCGCUAAGGCUAGCCCGCCGCCUGUCAUCACCACCCCGUUGGCUAAAAUAUCCGUCAAUGUUCCAGCUCGAAAGGCUCCGGAGCCAAAAGUGGCAACACCGGCAUGGAACCCUGGCGAGCGUGGCUUGGAUCCCCCUAUCCCCAUCAACGCAACAGCCAUGGACAAUAUUAAGAAACGAACAGGUAAGGACAAGCUGUGCAACAACCAUUACCUGCGCGGUCCUUGUGCCAAGGGCGAUGAGUGCUGCUUCGAACACAAAUACAAGCCCAACCCGGAUGAAAUUAACGCCAUUGCCCAUUUGACUCGUCUCAACCCCUGCACCAGCGGUCAGGAGUGUGACGUGGAAAACUGCAUUUACGGACAUCAUUGUCCUAGCGUGACUGGAACCACCUGCACCCACCCGUAUUGCAAGUUCAGAGUUGAGGAUCAUCCACCUGGCACAAAGUUCAAGAAUGCCAAAAUUCACGAAAACUGA
Colletotrichum tamarilloi is the source of this 1482-nucleotide messenger RNA. RefSeq lists its product as uncharacterized. The record is from RefSeq and is a predicted model, not a curated record. Gene Ontology annotation, molecular function: metal ion binding. The transcript is spliced from 6 exons. The coding region runs from base 1 to 1482 and encodes 493 amino acids. NCBI's taxonomy places the organism in Eukaryota, Fungi, Ascomycota, Sordariomycetes, Glomerellales, Glomerellaceae.